Molecule: messenger RNA, 2124 nt
Organism: Colletotrichum graminicola M1.001
Lineage: Eukaryota; Fungi; Ascomycota; Sordariomycetes; Glomerellales; Glomerellaceae
Exons: 6
Coding region: 1-2124 (707 amino acids)
Source: RefSeq, a predicted model, not a curated record
AUGUCGCCUCACUACCAAGACGGCUCCCUUUCUCCGGAGUUUGAAGAUAAGUCCCGACCUGUUGGACACCACAGUCACCAUGUCUUCGACGGUAUUGGUCCCCAGCAAUUACCUCCGGGCUUUCAAGGCCCGGGUCUCAACGGAUGGACCGAAGGACUACAGACCAUGGCACUGGUCAUGUGCCGGAGCUGCUGGAACCCUUGCGGCGUUUCUAAUGGUGUUUACGAGCCGCUCUCCGGAACCGAGGCGAACGGAUACAACUACGGGACCAGCCUCAAUAGGCCGUAUGAGGUUGAGAAACCACCCUCUGCGCAAAUCUCUCAGCCAGAAGUAUAUGUCCCUCCUGCAAUCGCCCCCAGUGUAUCAAAUCCUUUCCCCGUCGCAGAUACUGGAAUGGUGAGCACGUACGCGCCACAAUAUCAAACUCUACAAGAGAGUCCCAGUCAUACAAUGGCACCCCGGAACUCCGGACAUGACUCCGUCGUCUAUCCGGUUGACGUAUCGACGUCCGUGUACUAUCCUGACGCAUCAGUUAUCCCAGGUGGUGAUCCCAUCAAUUUCCCCAAUCUUGGUAACACCGAUCGUCAUAUUCCUACAAGAGAAGGCAUGCCAGGUCCAUACGACGACAACAUGAUGGGCAUGGCUGUGACUUGUGCGGUUUCCCCUACUUCAUCCAUCCCCGCAAGGGCAACCAGCUUUGCGUUGGCGCCCACCUAUGCAAUGCCGUGCGUCAAAACCGAGGACGCGGACAUGUCUGCCCGUAGCAAUAGCCUCGAUGUUGUGUUCCCUCACCAGCGACCACCAGCUUCCAAACGCGGCCCUUUCAAAGACCAAAAGGCACGGGAAGAGACGGCUGUAACGAGAAAGAAUGGGUCUUGCAUCCGCUGUAAAAUGCAACGAGUCCGGUGUAAAACUGACCCAGACGACCCGAAGGGUCCAUGUGUUGGGUGCAAGCCGAAAACGACCAACAAUCACCACAAGCAACUCUUCCGACAGCCAUGCGUGCGUCGCAAGAUCACAGAAUGCAACUUCUUCAAGAGAGGCCAGGCGCCUGGCUAUGAAUGGACACGGCGCUGGGGCAACGGCAUCGUAGACAACAUCAAUAAUUGGGCGUCGAAUGAGGUGAAGACGGUCCGCCUGUGGGAAGGGUAUACGCCUGUUGACAUGUGCGUGCAACUGCACGUGCGAAAGUUCAUCCCGCAACCUGGUGACAAGCUGGAGCGAACUUGGGUCGCUAAAGGCGUCAAGAAGUCCGUCGCGAUUCCUGCGUACGCCAUCACGAACCUCGACGAAGCACAAGCAGCCUACGAAGACUACAUAAAGAGAGGCGUCGUUGGCUGCUUCAAAUCAGUCAUUGAGAGUGUAAUGAGUGUACAGAUGGGUGUCCGGGACCAGCUGAUCUACAAUACGUAUCUCAAAGCCUGGGAACUGUCGCAGAGCGUCAGCACACCGCCAGAUGAACGGGACCUUUUGGUUCAAACACUGGAGCUCUGGAUGGCGGUACGCCUAACGACCAAGUCAGUCCAGAUUGUAGGCGAGGAGACGCUCGGCAUGAGCCGCGACAUACUCGACAGCAGCAGCCCUCAACAUGGAUGUAUCCCUCUUCCGCCAGUAAUGGGAGCUCAGUUGGAUUUGGUUCUCAUCCAGCACAUACAGGCCAGACUUCGGCGAGAAAUGCUGGAGAAGCUGCAGAAGAUGACGCUCCAGAACAAGCAGAAGACGUGGUUGACCACGUACCUGGUGACUUUUAUGCUGCUGCACAACAUCGCGCUCGUUACGGAACAUGAUGCCUCAUACGCACAGAAGCACGGCAUGGGUAAAAAGUUUGCCCGGGAGUUGGACGUUCAAGAGUAUCACCUGGGAGGCACGAUUCUCCUGGCGUAUUUCCACUACUGCAAUAAAGGAAUCUAUCCGUUUUCCGAAGAGUGCAGAGACCAAGAUCUACGGACGCUGGCGCAGCUGGACGAAGACGCGGUACAAUUCAUCCACUGGACAAGAUCUCAGGCCAUGGCUCACAAGCAUGAGUGGGAAGAGGUCCAGCAGGCCAAUCAGUACGAGCAACCAUACUUUUUUGUCAGCCAACUCUUCCAGCGGGAUUGGCAGCCCCAAAUGUGGGCAUAUUAG